AUGAACACUGAUCUACAUACUUUUCAGCCCAAACAAUGCUAUUUCGAAUUAUAGACUCACAAUUCAUUGAAUGUGUUGUGAAUGACUUGUACUACCCCAGCGAGAUAGGUCUACGUAUUAAUUUACAGACUGUUGUGUUGACGUACCCGGUAACCAUUUUUAAAUAUUGGGCUAUGCAUUAUGGCAAGAAAUGAAAUUCUGUGGUUACCGCUAUUUAUUUUGAUCUUUUUUCCUCUAAUGCUGGUGACGAUAAUUGGAAACUUCAUUGUUAUGCUCACUGUGUAUCGUAAACGGUCGCGAGUAAAAUCUCCGAAUAAUAUAUUUAUGUCAUCGUUAGCACUCUUCGAUUUCUUAACGGGUAUUAUUGCAAUUCCUUCCCUUAUGGCUGGAUAUCUACAUAAGGGACAAUGUCCAGAAAUAUGGUACAGUCUGCCACCCUGUAUAUUUAUCGGUAUCUCACUGCUUAAUCUUAAUGUGAUGACUUUUGAUCGAUUUCUUGCGAUUAAAUUCCCUCUUCGGUAUCAUGUGUGGAUGUCGCCUGAAAGAGCAAUUCGAAUUAUUAUUAUUAUUGAUGUUUGUGGUGUUUUUUACGGAGGAAGUCCAUUUGUUGCGGUUUCCGCUGCAAGCCUUUUUGUGCCACCACCUAAAGUGACGUAUGAAAACAUAACGUAUGAAUACGACUGUGGGAUUUCUGCACUUUAUGGUAUGUACGGCAAACCUGUUUACGACUACGUUAUACUCCUCUUUUCGGGCGUAACAAUUCCUAUCAUGUUCUUUCUAUAUGCAUAUGUUUACCUAAUUGCGUCAAAGAAAGGAAAGGAGAAUGCAACACGCCAGGGAAAGAAGGUUAGAAGACGAGAAAUGAAAGUGACAAAAACCACAGCCAUAGUACUUCUUACUUACACCCUGUGCUUUGCGCCAACUACUGUCAAAAGCAUUUUCUUUGCAUACGUUAAUAGUUUCACCUGGCGUGUGAUUUACAUGUGGUUUGCAAAUUCACUUCUCUUUGCUAACUCGAUGAUGAAUCCGUUAAUUUAUGCAGGAAGAAGUAGAGAAAUGAGAAAAGAAUUCAAAGAAACAUUUAGGUUCAUCAUUUGCAAGGUUUCAUCCGGACCAGUAAACGCGGAGUCAGGCACAAAGGCAUUCACAAGACGACAGUCGCCUAAAGUUGAUUUGGUGACAACUUCAUCAGCAGACUUGGCAGCUCGUUUCACCACGUCGUUUGAAAACACUGGCGACGUUUCAGUGCAGGUAUUAUAGAAAAAUUAGAUACCAUCACACACACUUAUAUCAUAGAGAAAAUUUCUCUAUGCUUAUAUACGGUAAAGGAUCAAAUGCCAAGAGCAUUGGUCGAAGCUCAAGAGUUUUUGCAUUUUUCCACAUUAAAGCAAACAAUAAACAACGUGACCAGCACAUUGGUCGAAGAUUACCAAUACGACAUUGGCAAGCAUACUCUCUUUUCUUCAACUGAACUUAAUAAUUCUUCAAUUUUAGAUUCACCAUUGCACUCGUAAUUUGUUAAUGUUCAUCUGUGUCUUGGGAUCACAAUGCAACACAAGAAUACUGUUACCAGAGUGUUUUCAUUCUGAUAAAAUAUGCGUAUAAUGAACUGUUCUGGAUUAUGACAAGUAUCUCGGCUCAAACUUUUGGUAUCUUAGGUAGACAUAUUAACUGUUUAUUUGUGACAUGCUCGUACACAAGAAUGUUUAGAAAUGUGGGCACGUUUUUCCGAGUACAGUUGAUUCAGCUUUAUAUUUACAACAUUUAUGGCCUCCUAAAUAAAAUUUUAAAAUAUGAAUUGCUUAAUGUGUAAAACGUUUGUAAACCAAUGAAAAUUGUGGUUUUUAUCUGAACGUUUUAUAAGUUUGAUGACUUGAGUGUUUUUAAAUUAGAAAGUCAUGCCUACUUUUGGAUUGCAU
Anneissia japonica is the source of this 1919-nucleotide messenger RNA. RefSeq names its product adenosine receptor A2b-like. The record is from RefSeq and is a predicted model, not a curated record. Gene Ontology annotation, cellular component: membrane. Gene Ontology annotation, biological process: G protein-coupled receptor signaling pathway. The transcript has a single exon. The coding region runs from base 181 to 1260 and encodes 359 amino acids. Gene Ontology annotation, molecular function: trace-amine receptor activity. NCBI's taxonomy places the organism in Eukaryota, Metazoa, Echinodermata, Crinoidea, Comatulida, Comatulidae.